AUGCUCCACGCGACGGGCACAUGCCGCGCAUACGCGCACUUAUUCCCGAAGACCCUCAAAGCCGCACCACCAACCACGCGCGCAUACUGCACCCCCCAGCUAUUCACCCACCGAGCUUGUCUACGAUCCCAGACGAUAUCCACCAGACAACCUCCAUACCAUACACCUCCAACCAAGCGCACAUUCUCCUCAACCCACCACAGCCACUACCAAAGACAAUACCAAUACAACCGAUUCCAAGGCCCGCGCCAACAACUCCUCUACCGGCUCAUCCAGAAUGCAAAACCGCACCAUUUCGUCAUUAUUGGCGUCGGAAUAUCCGGUGUCUAUAUAUAUAACACGGAGACUGUCGAAAUAACAGGUCGACGGCAAUUCAACUUCAUCUCUCGCGUCCAAGAACUCAAAAUGGGCGAAGAGAGUUACCGUGAGAUCCUCGCUUCUGAGCGCGGGAAGGUUCUGUCUGAUACACAUCCGCUGACUCGUAUGGUCAAUGGUGUGUUGCAGAGGUUGAUUCCACAGGCGGAGGUUGAGGGCGCUGAGUGGAGGGUUCAUGUUAUUGAUGAUCCUAAGAUGGUCAAUGCUUUUGUUCUUCCUGGUGGGAAAGUAUUUGUCUAUACGGGUAUACUGCCUGUUUGCAAAGAUGAAGAUGGCCUAGCUGCUGUUCUAGGACAUGAGAUUGCACAUGUUGUAGCUCAUCAUCCUGCAGAGCGUGUGAGCAAUAGCUUCCUUACACUUGGGGCUGUUUUUGCUGUCUCGUUCUUGUUUGAUGUUUCCGGACACUUUUCUUCUUUUCUUUUGAAUCUUAUGUAUAGCUUGCCGAAUUCGCGGACGCAGGAGGCUGAAGCAGACAACAUCGGACUUAUGAUGAUGUCCAAAGCCUGCUUUGACCCUAGAGCAGCUGUUGAAUUAUGGGCUCGCAUGCACGAACAGGAGAAACAGGCUCCGCCACAGUUCAUGUCCACUCACCCAUCGAGUUACAAUCGAAUGGAAGCUAUUCAAGGAUGGCUUGACAAGGCUGAAGCAAUAUACGACGAGAAUGGGUGCAGGGCUACCCAAGCAUAUAGUCUCCUUUCUGAGGUGAAAUGGCCAGAUCUAUGA
This is a messenger RNA of Penicillium bovifimosum, 1098 nucleotides long. RefSeq names its product M48 family metallopeptidase. The transcript is spliced from 8 exons. NCBI's taxonomy places the organism in Eukaryota, Fungi, Ascomycota, Eurotiomycetes, Eurotiales, Aspergillaceae. The record is from RefSeq and is a predicted model, not a curated record. Bases 1 to 1098 code for a protein of 365 amino acids. Gene Ontology annotation, cellular component: mitochondrial inner membrane. Gene Ontology annotation, molecular function: metalloendopeptidase activity. Gene Ontology annotation, biological process: mitochondrial protein processing; protein quality control for misfolded or incompletely synthesized proteins.